This is a messenger RNA of Dermatophagoides pteronyssinus (European house dust mite), 1422 nucleotides long. RefSeq names its product adenosine 3'-phospho 5'-phosphosulfate transporter 1 (gene sll). The record is from RefSeq and is a predicted model, not a curated record. NCBI's taxonomy places the organism in Eukaryota, Metazoa, Arthropoda, Arachnida, Sarcoptiformes, Pyroglyphidae. Gene Ontology annotation, molecular function: 3'-phosphoadenosine 5'-phosphosulfate transmembrane transporter activity. Gene Ontology annotation, biological process: transmembrane transport; 3'-phosphoadenosine 5'-phosphosulfate transport. Gene Ontology annotation, cellular component: endoplasmic reticulum membrane; Golgi membrane.
UGAAUUCACUAUAGCCGAACAGCCAUUUAGUUAUGAUCAUCAACCGAUCUUCCAUUAUUCAUGGUUUAUUCAUUUCAUCAAAAAUCUUACCGAUUAUUUUUUUGUGAUAAUACCAUCAAACACAUUCGUUGGAUUAAACUCUUGGUGUACGGUGUUCCGGCAAACAAUGAACUCCCAUUGACCAUCGAAGAUGAUCAUCAAUCAUCCUUAUUAUCAUCUGAUGUUGAAGAUAAUCUAAAAUCUAACAAACCAGAAAAAUUGGGCGUAAAAAAUAUUAGUGUUUCCCAUUUGGUGUAUUGUUUUUUCGGUCUACAAAUCUCAUUUUUAACAUGGGGAAUUUUGCAAGAAAAAAUUAUGACACAAAAUUAUGUUGUUCACAGUUCUUUUAUUGAUACUUAUUCGAAUCAGAUAACAGAUAAUCUACUUUCUAUAAUUUCCACUGAUCCGGUAAAUCCGAGCAUGAUAAAUAUAAAAUUUCGAAAUGCUCAAUUUUUAGUCCUCAUCAAUCGAGUAUUAGCCUUCAUCAUUGCUGUGAUAGUAUUAUUGUAUCAGCAAAAUUAUCAUUCAACGCAACGGAAAUCAUUUUUUCGAACAAAACAACCACCAUUCUAUAUGUACAUCUAUUGUUCAUUAUCAAAUAUUAUGAGCAGCUGGUGUCAAUAUGAAGCACUAAAGUAUGUUAGCUUUCCAGCACAGGUUCUAUCAAAAGGAUGUAAAAUGAUACCAACAAUGGUAAUGAAUCAAAUCGUUAUGGGUCGUACACAGAAACGUGAAGAAUGGCUUUUUGCAAUCGCUAUUUCAUUUGGUAUGUCUAUAUUUAUGCUUAAUGAGAAACGAGAAUCACAUGGAAAUAUGAACGAAACAAUUAAUGAUUCAUUCACGUUUUCAUCGUUUAUGUCGGGCAUCAUCAUCUUGGUUCUCUAUCUAACAUUCGAUUCGUUCACAUCGAAUUGGCAACAAUCGCUUUUUGAUAAAUAUCGAUCAUUGACUAGUCUGCAUAUGAUGGCUGCUGUCAAUUUUUAUUCAAUCCUAUUCACAUCGAUUUCUUUAUUGCAACAAAGCGAUUUCUUUCCGGCAAUCAGCUUAUUAUUUGCAAAUCCUGCUUUAAUGUUGGAUUGUAUAAUUUUAUCAAUAUGUUCAGCCGGUGGACAGUUGUUUAUAUUCCAUACGAUCUCGACAUACGGUGCAAUUAUUUUCACUUUGAUAAUGACCUUACGGCAAGCGUUUGCCAUUCUCUUAUCCUGUUUUAUAUAUUCACAUUCAAUCACAUGGUUAGGUUUUCUUGGUAUUGUGAUUAUUUUUGCCUCAUUAUUUCUCAAAUCCUAUAGAAAAUUUUCCGAACGAAAAACAAAAACAACUAUUACAUUAAACAGUAAACCAAAUCAUCAAAAUGUUUGAAUAAAUGAAUUUUAAAAAUGUUUA